Molecule: messenger RNA, 555 nt
Organism: Homalodisca vitripennis (glassy-winged sharpshooter)
Lineage: Eukaryota; Metazoa; Arthropoda; Insecta; Hemiptera; Cicadellidae
Exons: 1
Coding region: 1-555 (184 amino acids)
Biological process (GO): retrotransposition
Cellular component (GO): ribonucleoprotein complex
Molecular function (GO): single-stranded RNA binding
Source: RefSeq, a predicted model, not a curated record
AUGAGUAAUCUCAUAGAGGCCCUCACAACUGAAAAUAGCCAAUUAAAAAAAAAAGUAAAGGAGUUGGAAACUCGUCUUGAAGACAUUGAGCAAUACUCAAGAAGCAAUUGCAUUGAGAUUCAAGGAAUUCCUCUGGAGCCUGCAGAAAAUGUGUUAAACAUUGUUAAAGACGUCGGAAGGGCCUUGGACUUUGAUAUCUCUGACACUAUGGUUGACGCCUGUCACAGGUUGGGUGUACAGAAAACUGGAGACAAGCCACCAGGGAUAAUAGUGAAAUUUGUGCGUCGCAUGGACAAAGAGAGUUUUAUUCAGCGGAGGCGUGUGAAGACGACCCUGUCGACCCGUCACAUUGGCAGGAAGGACGAUUGCCCGAUCUAUGUCAAUGAGUCGCUGUCACCAGCUCGGAGGAGGUUACAUGCAUUGGCGAGGAAGUUUCAGCGUGAGAAGAACUACAAAUUCCUCUGGGUCCGAAACGGGAAAAUCUUCAUGAGAAAAGAAGAUAAAGCGCCAGUCAAGGUCAUCUCGAGUGAGGAGGACUUACAACGGUAUCUGUAA